Molecule: messenger RNA, 1614 nt
Organism: Pyrenophora tritici-repentis Pt-1C-BFP
Lineage: Eukaryota; Fungi; Ascomycota; Dothideomycetes; Pleosporales; Pleosporaceae
Product: LysP, Amino acid transporter
Biological process (GO): amino acid transmembrane transport
Cellular component (GO): membrane
Molecular function (GO): amino acid transmembrane transporter activity
Source: RefSeq, a predicted model, not a curated record
AUGCCAAUCUUCGACUCCAAAGCUCCAGCUGAGCACCCGUCUCCUACGACAAGCUACACCGACAAUGACUUCCAGCGCAUGGAUCCCAGCGGCGUCAAACGCGGCCUCAAGACACGCCACCUCUCCAUGAUGGCGUUGGCCGGAAUAAUCGGUCCAGGAAUCCUCGUUGGAACAGGUGGUGCACUUGCACAAGGAGGUCCUGCAUCUUUACUUAUCGCCUUCGUCGUUAUCGGUAUCAUUGCUUUUAGUAUCACACAAUCCCUGGGAGAAAUGACAACUCUGUACCCGACCGGUGGCGCUUUUGUCACGCUUUCUGAGCGCUUUGUGGAUAAAGCGUUUGGGGUUGCGGUGGGGUGGCAAUAUUGGCUUGUCUGGGCUUGUGUGCUGGCGAAUGAGUAUAAUGUCAUUUCUUCGAUUAUGGUCUUCUGGGGCCCGCAGGUGCCGCUUUGGGGUUACUUUUUGAUCUUCUGGUUUGCGUUCUUAGGCUUCCAGAUGUUGGGGGUUGAGUCGUUUGGCGAAGCAGAGUUCUGGAUGGCUCUUAUUAAGCUCGCGGGGCUCUGCACAUACUUCAUCUUUGCUAUCAUUUAUGCGUCGGGAGGAUUGGUCGGUCAGAAAGAGGCGCUGGGUUUCAGGUAUUGGCAUGAUCCGGGUCCAUGGGUGGGCGGCUUCCGUGGUGUGGCUACCGUCUUCGUUUUCGCUUCGACAUUCUACGCUGGUGUGGAGGCUGUGGCUGUUGCAGCAACCGAGACAAGGAAUCCGUCGGUGGCAGUUCCUCUGGCAAUCCGACAAGUCAUUUGGCGCAUACUGUUCGUAUACAUCGGCGUUGCAUUCUUCUUUGGCCUUACAUGCCCGUCGAAUGCAGGCGGUCUAGCAAACGGAGCCAGUCGCGCGCUCAAGAGUCCCAUGACCAUCGCCCUCCAAAAUGCAGGCUGGGAAGGCGGAGUCCACCUCAUCAACGCCUUCAUUUUAAUAACCGUCGUGAGCGCCGCCAAUAGCUCCAUUUACAUUGGAUCACGAACUAUUCUCUUCAUGGCCCAACAGAAAAUGGCGCCAAAAUUUCUGGGCAGGACAAACAGCCGCGGUGUCCCCAUCUACGCCAUCGUCUUCACAAACCUCUUCGGCGUUGUUUCUAUGAUGAAUGUUAGCACCGGAGGUGGUCAGGCAUAUUCCUACAUUGUAAACUUGAGCGGCGUCUCCACCUUCCUUGUCUGGGGCUCUAUCUCAUUUACACACAUCCGGUUCCGAAAAGCCUGGGCCGUACAGGGUCGAACGCCUGAUAUGCUACCUUUCAAAUCAAUCGCCUAUCCCUGGAACGCGUAUUUCGGGAUCUGUGCCAAUCUGUUCCUUGCUCUUGUGCAGGGCUGGACUACGCUGAGCCCGUUCGAUGCGGGAAAGUUUGUCGACGCUUACAUCAUGCUGCCGAUAUUUGGCGUCAUGUUUGUUGGGUACAAGUUUUGGUUCAAGACGCGUUUUUGGAGGAGUGAGGAGAUUGAUCUUGAUGUAGGAAGGAGGAAAGAUUUGGAUAACAAGGUUGAAUACAUGGAGGAAGGAGAGCAUGCUGGUAGGCUAGAGGGUAAACAGGGAUUUAUACAGGAUUUCUGGCGUAAACUCUAA